Periophthalmus magnuspinnatus is the source of this 1336-nucleotide messenger RNA. Its product is annotated as alpha-2A adrenergic receptor-like. The transcript has a single exon. The record is from RefSeq and is a predicted model, not a curated record. Gene Ontology annotation, biological process: adenylate cyclase-activating adrenergic receptor signaling pathway. Lineage: Eukaryota; Metazoa; Chordata; Actinopteri; Gobiiformes; Gobiidae. Gene Ontology annotation, cellular component: membrane. Gene Ontology annotation, molecular function: adrenergic receptor activity. Bases 191 to 1336 code for a protein of 381 amino acids.
UCUUUGUAAAGGAGGUCAUUUUACUCAAGGAUACAGCCACUUCUUUCCAUUUGAGACAGUUGAAUCAAGACUUACUGACAAAGGAUUUACAAGAUGUUUAUUUAAAGUAUUUUUAAUAGUUAUUUUUUUUAUUCCUGGACAAGUGGACAAGACAAAACAACUUAACUCUUGUCUCUGCCACAACAUCCUGAUGGAUUGUUUGAACUUCACCAGCGAAUACCACAUUUACCACACUGUUCCUCUUACAAUCGCCGUAGCUGUCCUCAUUCUGGUAAUUGUAUUUGGCAAUGUCCUUGUUAUAAUUUCUGUCAUAACAAGUCAUGCCUUGAGAGCUCCUCAGAACUUAUAUUUGGUCUCUUUGGCAUGUGCGGACAUCCUGGUUGCUACCAUGGUCGUGCCAUUUUCUUUCUCAAAUGAACUCAUGGGUUACUGGUUCUUUGGUAGGAUUUGGUGUGAGAUCUACCUUUGUUUGGAUGUCUUCUUCUGCACCUCAUCUAUUGUCCAUCUUUGUGCGAUAAGCUUGGACAGAUACUGGUCGGUUACCCAGGCGAUCAAGUACAAUUUAAGAAGAACACCAUGCAGGAUUAAAGGUAACAUUGUUCUUGUUUGGCUUUUGGCAGCUCUAAUUUCCUUCCCUCCUCUUAUCACAAUGCAAAAGGAAGAGGGUAAAGUGGAAUGCCCCAUAUGUGACAUUAAUGAAGAAAAAUGGUACAUCCUCUUCUCAAGCACCGCCUCCUUCUUCGCUCCAUGCAUAAUUAUGAUAACGGUCUACAUAAGAAUCUACCAAAUUGCCAAGAAGCACACGCGAGCCCAACCAGGUGAACGCCAAAGGGAAAACUGCAACUCAGAGGACGUGAGAUGCAACCAGGAAAUCAAAGGAAGAGAGGAAUCGGAAAAGUCAGCAGGAGAGGUGGAUGGGGUAGGCGUAGAUGAUGAUAAUUCUUCCUCAGAAUCAACAGACACCACUCUCUGCUCACUGAAGAAGGGGUUAAGGAUUGGAAGAGUGGUGCCGAAACCCGGAGAGAGCUCACCCAAGUUGGAGGUGCAGUGGGGGGGCAGGAGGAGCAGGUGGAAGGGGAGGCAGAACAGAGAGAGGAGAUUCACGUUCGUCCUGGCUGUGGUCAUGGGCGCGUUUGUUCUCUGCUGGUUCCCCUUCUUCUUCACCUACACACUCACGGCUCUGUGUGAAUCCUGCUCUGUUCCAAAGACACUGUUCAAACUGUUCUUUUGGUUUGGUUACUGCAACAGCUCACUCAAUCCCAUCAUAUACACAGUGUUCAACAAUGACUUCAGGCGCUCCUUCAAGAAGAUUCUUUGUAGACAGAACCAUAUAUAA